Messenger RNA from Prionailurus viverrinus (fishing cat), 1887 nucleotides. RefSeq names its product progestin and adipoQ receptor family member 6 (gene PAQR6). The record is from RefSeq and is a predicted model, not a curated record. Gene Ontology annotation, molecular function: signaling receptor activity. NCBI's taxonomy places the organism in Eukaryota, Metazoa, Chordata, Mammalia, Carnivora, Felidae. The transcript is spliced from 8 exons. Gene Ontology annotation, cellular component: membrane. Bases 152 to 1186 code for a protein of 344 amino acids.
GUCUUUCUCUCCCCCGGGGCGGCUCCACCCGCCCGGCUGGCCCAGCCCCUCCACCGGUGCCAAGGAAUGUGCCUGGGAGAGGCCGGCGGGGCGGCAGAGCCGCGGCCACCCGGAGGCGGCGCGCAGGUCAGCGUGGAGGUGCCGGGUCACCAUGCUCAGUCUCAAGCUGCCCCAACUCCUUCGCGUCCACCAGGUCCCUCGGGUGUUCUGGGAAGACGGCAUCAUGUCAGGGUACCGCCGCCCCAGCAGCUCCGCCCGGGACUGUGUCCUCAGCUCCUUCCAGAUGACCAACGAGACGGUCAACAUCUGGACUCAUUUCCUGCCCACCUGGUACUUCCUGUGGCGCCUGCUGGCGCUGGCGGGGGGCCCGGGCUUCCGCGCGGAGCCCUACCACCGGCCGCUGCUCGUCUUCCUGCUGCCCGCCUGCCUCUACCCCUUCGCGUCGUGCUGCGCGCACACCUUCAGCUCCAUGUCGCCGCGCGCGCGCCACAUCUGCUACUUCCUGGACUACGGCGCGCUCAGCCUCUACAGCCUGGGCUGCGCCUUCCCCUACGCCGCCUACUCCAUGCCGGCCUCCUGGCUGCACAGCCGCCUGCACCAGCUCUUUGUGCCCGCCGCCGCGCUCAAUUCCUUCCUGUGCACCGGCCUCUCCUGCUACUCCCGGUUCCCCGAGCUGGAAAGCCCGCGGCUCAGUAAGAUCCUCCGCACGGCCGCCUUCGCCUACCCCUUCCUGUUCGACAACCUGCCUCUGUUCUACCGGCUUGGCCUGUGCUGGGACCCCGGCCACAGCUGCGGGCGGGAGGCGCUGAGCUCCAGCCACACGUACCACCUGCUCUGCGCGCUGCUCACCGGCUUCCUUUUCGCCUCGCACCUGCCCGAGCGGCUGGCCCCCGGGCGCUUCGACUACAUCGGCCACAGCCACCAGCUGUUCCACAUCUGCGCGGUGCUGGGCACCCACUUCCAGCUGGAGGCGGUGCUGGCUGACAUGGGGUCUCGCCGCGCCUGGCUGGCCGCGCAGGAGCCCCCCUUGGGCCUGGCGGGCACGCUGGCCACGCUGGGCCUGGCGGUGGCCGGGAACCUGCUCAUCAUUGCCGCCUUCACGACCUCCCUAUUUCGGGCCCCCAGCACGUGCCCCCUGCUGCAGGGUGGCCCGCCGGAGGGGGGAAUGAAGGGCAAACAGCAGUGAGCCUGCCCUGGGGAAAGGCAGAGGCCAGGCCCCCCUCCCCCCCCCCCCCCCAUGCCGGGGAGGAGCCCAGAAGGGGCACAUCGGAGCCUGGGGCCGAGAGUGACUGAGGGGAGGGGGCACAGGAGAGGAGGGCAGGGGGCAGGGGGUGCUGGCCAUGAGCAGGAGGGGUCAGUGACGGUGCUCUCAGGGGGCUGGGGCAAGUGCUGAGGGUCUGAGAGGGGCAGUGCAAGCGUCCGGGGCUGGAGCGCCCCGGCUGGAGGCUGGGAGGGGGAGGCGCUGGGCCCCGACACCUGGUCCCUUCCUGCCUACGAGUCUCUGCUGAGCCCAGGGGGGUCACUAACACCACUAACCUAGGCCUGCCUCGCGCGCUUGUUGUGCCCGAGGCCCGCUGGCGCCCUCGCCUCCCAGACGGGCUGUUUGCCCACAGGGAUGUGGUCUGUCAGUCCUGGUCACAGCCGUGUGCUCAAGGUGUCCAGGACCUUGGGUCUAAAUUUGGGCGUCGUGGCUGGUGCAGGGGCUUGUGGGGGGAGGGGUGCUGGGCUCGAGGGGGAAUCCUAAUAAGACUUUUAGGAAGCUGCUUUCGACGCUUCCAGAUGAGGCGAGUACAGUACAAAUAAAUAAGUCAACAGCGGACUCUGGGAAGCACUUUCUGGAACCAAAGAGCUCACACCGCCCCUCCACUCCCGUCCCCGCCCGCACCU